This is a messenger RNA of Letharia columbiana, 1011 nucleotides long. RefSeq lists its product as uncharacterized. The coding region runs from base 1 to 1011 and encodes 336 amino acids. NCBI's taxonomy places the organism in Eukaryota, Fungi, Ascomycota, Lecanoromycetes, Lecanorales, Parmeliaceae. The transcript has 2 exons. The record is from RefSeq and is a predicted model, not a curated record.
AUGGGAGACGCAAGUCAAGAUAGCAAGAGUACCAGCCUCAGCCACCUACGUGAUGCACUGCUCUCAAGUUCCACGAAAAAGCGUGGGAAUGGGCUGGCAAACCUCCAUCAACAGAUUGUACAGUCAGAACUAUUGCAGCACUCCUGUGCUGAGGCCGUCGACAUCCUUUUCCUGACCUAUCCCUACUAUAAUGAUCGCAUUUCGCGCCGUGCGGUUCAAUCAUGUCUCCAAGCUUUCCUCGACAAUAGCGAUUAUUCCUCUACUCUUCCAGCAAUUAUAGAUUGGUAUCGCAGAGAAACGGCAAAGCCUGGGCUAGCUGCCUCUAACGCCUUUGUUUUAGUAGAGUGGGGAUCCAUAAUAUUGUCAAGAGCAUGGGAAAAGUCCGAUCCACAACUAUGUCUGUCAUUCGCCAGGGUAUUGGAGGUGUGCCUCUCUUCAGGCAAGGAAACUGUCAAACGCUCUGCUAUCGUGGUUGCAAGGCGUGCCGUCCGAAAUCUCCUUGGGGAUGAAGCCAAGAUCUCUGCGAUUGUCAGGCAACUUACAGCCAAAGACCAACCACUUGGGAGCCGGACAGCGGUCCUGUUAGGCGUUAUAGCUGGAGUAUGUGCACGCAAGAGCAAGCCUAUCCUGGGCAAAGACCAAUACUAUGCUUUCUACGUACGGGAGAUCCUUGGAUCUAGAACAGCUGUACCGUCACAAAUUGCCUGUGCCUUGAACGACUUCUUCGAGAAUUUUACCACAGCUGCGGAACUACGCAAGGAAAUUAUACCUACACUCGAGAAAGCCCUUCUGAGAGCGCCGGAAGUCGUGCAAGGUCUGGUACCACCCAUGGCCCGUUCUUUGCCUCCUGAGGUGGACUUGGCCGAGAUCAUAGCGGACCAUUUGCUCAAACCGUUGCUAGCCAACACCAAGUCUCAAACUGCAGCAGUCCGUGACGGAGCUUCUUCAGCGUUUGCAGCCCUCAUGAGUCGUGCUCAACAAGAGAUUUUUCUCGGAGAAGAUCGCAGAUGA